AUGGGGAAGGUCUCUGGGGAGGUCGUGGUGUUCUUCGUCGUCCUCCCUCUGAUGUACACCUGCUUCUUUCUGGUGGGCAUCCAGUUCGGGCGUUUGCUGGAGAGGGAGGCGGACAACAGCGGCGGCGUCGAAUUCACCUGGCGAGGAGCACUCGACUACGUCACCAAGCCGAGGGGCGUGAUCAGCGUGGGGCCGUGGGGUGGAUCCGGCGGGCAGCCCUUCUACAUGCGCGGCGCCAGCGCUCCUCGCCUUCGUAGCAUCGUCCUCUACCAUUCCGGCGCCGUCCACUCCCUCGCCUGCGAUUACACCCUCGCCGGCGACUAUGAGGGGCCGCCGCCCCGGGUGGCUGGUCCGUGGGGCCUCCCGCAUUCCUACGGCUCCAGAGGAGCUCGUACCAAGAUCGACCUGCCUUCAGGUGAGCACAUCACCGCAGUGGAGGGGACGACGGGGCACUUCGCGAACGUCCUCGGCGUGGUGAUCACCUCGCUGACGUUCCGCACCAGCUCCGGCAGAACGUACGGGCCGUACGGCAGCGUGGCCGCAGGGUCGCACUACUUCUCCGUCCCGGCGGCGGACGGCGCCUGCAUCGUCGGCUUCUGGGGACGCUCCGGCCUCCGGCUGGCUUCUCGACGCCAUUGGGGUUUACAUGAAGCCUUCUUGCUCAUCAUCGUCAUCAGACACGGCGACUCCUGCCAGCAAGAAGGUGAAGGCUGUUGCAGGCGUUCCGGCGCCAUAAGAACCAAGGUGGUCAGCAAAGAUGUAACUAUCGUAACUUCAAGUUUAAUUUGUAGUGGGGCCAUGUUGGCCAGUGCUACGAGGGCUCCUGUAGUGGCCUGGAUGUUUAACUUGAGAUUGUUCGGUUGGACUAAUCAGGGAUUCCAUGGACCUGCUGGCAAUGUUGCCUUCGGUCACCAUCACCUGUUCCUACUUUUUCAGUUCGGGCCUGCUGGUCAUGUGACCUUCGGCCUUUGGAGAACAAAAUUUGUAUUGGACCCGCCUGCUGACCUUGCUGUCUUCGGCCAUGGUACUUCAGUGAUGUUGCUGCAGUUAAAUUACUUUGAUCAGAUUACUUGUCAUGUUAGCUGCUGGAUCCAUCUGAGAGGGGUAGCUGGUUUAUCUCUUCCAAUCCCUGUAACAGUACCUUUACUUGGGAGUUUGGCUGCAGUGGUUGUUUUUUAUAUUAAUGUGGCAAAGUAA
This is a messenger RNA of Miscanthus lutarioriparius, 1197 nucleotides long. The record is from the annotation of a GenBank genome assembly. Lineage: Eukaryota; Viridiplantae; Streptophyta; Magnoliopsida; Poales; Poaceae.